AUGCCGACAAUGCAAGCCUCAGCCGACAAUGAGGGCAAGCUCAUCCUCGCGUCUGGCACUUCACCUGGACUGCUUGAGCUCAUGGCUGCGGAUGAUGGCAAGUGGAAGUGCGAGACCUGCUCCCUACGGUGGGAUGCCAGCUUGAUCAAGUGCAAGGCCUGUGAGAGCUACAAGCCCGGCCUAUCCGAAGAGGAUGUGGCCAAGAUCCAAGCCGAGGAGGAGGCACGCAAGGCUUCAGCCAUAGCCAUGUUCCAAAGCUCAUCCGCUGUCAAGCCGACAGGUUUUGCCUUUGGGCGCGGAGGGGGCACAACUGGAACGACCUUUGGUGCUGGCUCAGCCGGGUCAAUGGUCUUUGGCUUCAGUGCCGGCACACCUGCAGAAACGAGCAGCUCCACAACAAGCGGUGCAUUUGGCAGUUCCGGUGGUGGCAGUUUCGGUGGCGGUGGUUUCGGCGGUUUCGGCGGUUUCGGUGGUUUUGGCCAGGGCGGCACUGGGUCCAGUGGGACCAGCGGGUCUGCCGUGACGUUUGGCUUCGGAAGUCAAGCGGUGACCUUCGGAGCCCCUGCGGCUUCCACGGCAAGCGAGAGCGGCACUAAAGAGUUACCAGAGCUGCCGGAUUUCACUACGGACAAGGUGCCCGUCGGAGACGUGUUUGUUCAUGGAAGUGGGGAGUGCGACCAGCUUGGCUUGGGCGAUGACAUGCGCGAGCGCCAGAAGCCCACACUGUUGAAAUCCCUCACUGGAAAGAACAUCUGCGAAAUUGCGGUCGGUGCAAUGCAUGUCCUGUGCCUUUCCACCGGUGGGGCCGUCUACAGUUGGGGCUGCAAUGAUGAUGGGGCCCUUGGCAGGGCUGCCUCCGAUGGCUCAGAUGGUGGUCCGUCCGAUGUGGAGCCGCAUGUGGUGACGAUGCCCAGUGGAGUUGUGGUGCGCCACGUGUCGUGUGGAGAUGGCCACAGCUGCGCUCUAGAUGAGAACCGCCGAGUUUGGCUGUGGGGAACCUACAAAGACUCCAACGGCUACAUCGGCAUCGUGCACAAGCGCAAGCAGGAAACGGAGGUCUUAGAGAAGAGCGCGGAGCCCACGCUGGUCCUCGAGGGAUGCUUGCAGAUCGCGAGUGGUGCCAACCACACUGUGGCCCUUGUGGCCUCCGACAGCCGCAGGCAAGUUUUUGCUUGGGGCUCCAAUGCCACUGGACAGCUGGGAAUGCAAGACGGCUGUGGCUUCUCCGAGCGCGUUCUGCCGUGCUCCGGCAGCGUACCGGGCCUUGCGCCGCGCGAUGGAGGCGGCUCCGAAGUCGGAGGCGAGCAGGUCGUGCGGAUUCAUCAGGCCGAUGGCUCUGUGCGUGCUGCAGUUUCCAUGACUGCUGAGCAGGUCCAGCAAUACCUUGCGCAAGGUGCAACUGCCCUGGUUCUUCAGGUUCCGGAUCGGGAGGUUUCCAAGGCAGAGAAGAAGAAGCUCUUGCACCCACAGGAUAUGCCUCUGUCUGUUGGCACCACAAGCAGCGAGCCGCGCGUGGCGUCCGGUGUGCAUGCCAGUGCCGAGUGCAGCUUCGUGACAUUCCAGGAUGGUGCAGUCUUUGGCUGCGGCUUGAAUGGUGAUGGUCAGGUCGGACUUGGCUUUGUGAGCAUGGCUGUGCGGCAGCUGGAAGACGUGUCUGCAGUUCGAGGGGCUUCCUGGCUUGGUGGUGGCUUGUACAGCACGGCAGCCCUGGUGGAUGGUCGCGUGUUCACCUGGGGCAAGGCCGAGGAAUGUGGGCACGGCCUCGGGGCCAAGGACCUUCCAGUGCUACAGCCUCGAGAAGUUCUGGGGCUUCCAAAAGUGCGCGCGCUGCGAUGUGGGGGCCAUCACACGCUGGCCAGCACGUGCGACGGCGACCUCUUCGUUUGGGGUUGUGGCUUGACCCACCAGUUGGCGAACCGGCCUCGGGAGGUGUCCGACCCUGCUGAUGCAGAUGAGGAGCCCACAGAUGAGCUAAGACCAUACAGAGUGUCGUCGAAGCAGCUCCAGAAGCGCUUCGUGAUGCUAGCAGCUGGUGGGGCGCAGCACAGUGUCGAGCUCGCUUGGGGAGGCGAAUACAGCACGCUGGGCCGGGAUGGAGCUGGUACUGGACAGCAGGUCCUGGAAGUUAAGGAUCUGAUAGAGCCUCCCGCGAAACGUAGAGCUGUUCAGGUGGCCGAAAUGGAUGCUGCUUUGGCUCCGGAGGUUAUGCGAGAGGUCUUGCGCUGGUUUUCUGGGCGUAUGUUGGACGAGCCUGCCGCGGUGAGUUUUGGCAAGAAGCCGAGCCCGCAGGAGUUGAAGACGCUGUGGUCGCCACGUUCUCAUCCUUUGCAAACGGAGGCCAGAUCUUUGAUCAGCGAGCCGUCGUCUGUCAAGGACGAGCAGCGCACUCUGCUGGCUCAGAUGUCUUGCCUGCGACGGAGCACUCUCGAGGAGCUCCUGCUGUUGGCGGCGCGUCAGGACGAGAGCAUCAGUGAAGCAGUAGCAGCUCGACAUGCUGACUCGACCGACAGGCCGAUUCUUUGA
This is a messenger RNA of Symbiodinium natans, 2523 nucleotides long. The record is from the annotation of a GenBank genome assembly. NCBI's taxonomy places the organism in Eukaryota, Dinophyceae, Suessiales, Symbiodiniaceae.